AUGGCACCCUCGAGAGCACCAAUAUCACAAGAAAGCAAUGUCACCGACGUAUACGCGCUCUCAUUACUUUCAGAGUACACUCACACUCUUGACUCCCUCCCACUCGACCUCUCUCGUAACUUUGCAGACCUCCGUGAACUCGAUGCAGUUUUGUCAUCGUCUAUGACAUCCAUCACCGCAAAAAUACAAAAUCUGACAAAGAUGAUCGAAGAUGGCACGGUAGCAAAGCAGGACCGUCUUUUCCUGCUCACAGAUAUAGCAGAGGAAGCUGCGCGUUUGAAACUGGGCGGCGAAGACAAGAUUCGUGUAGCAUGUCAAGCCGCCGACAACCUCAAAAGCCAUACUUCACAUAUGAGAACGCUCCUUACUCUCUUGCCAUCAUUCGAUGUGUCUGCAUUGAACCGCAAGACAACUUAUCCCCAUGUCGCUGUUCGGUCAUAUAUGCCCACCAUCGAUAACUCGCGUCGUAGAAGAGGCAACUACGGAUCAAUCAUGAAUACCGCAAAUCAUGAAGCCAGCCCUUCCAAACGAAAACGAGCAAUGAGAGAAGAUGAUGUGGAUGUGGGGGGCGGGAAGUCUCCUCGCAAGGAGAGGACUGGCGAUAUCAUUGUGCAGCGAUCUCGAAAUGGUGCUCGUUCACGAAAACAAGAACGCGCUGCCUCUCCCACAGAAUCUGUUCUUUCUGUCAUCUCGCACACUGUAGCACCAGUGCCUCAAGCCUAUACAGGGACCUCGAGAGCUGGGGGCUCAUCGAGUCGCACUACCAACCCCUCCAGUAGGCGUUCCAAGCCAAAUCCUAACACCUAUGACGAGCCGCACGUCAAUGGAUCUGUCAAUGGACGACGCGACAUCUUCCCCGCACCACCUUCAUCAUCAGUCUCUCAUCCUUCUUUACCUAUACCUUACGGAUCAAAUGGUUUACAUUCUUAUGAUUUGCCUGGUGCUCACACACUUGCCAAUGACUGGGGAGCCCCUCCUCUUGGGCAGCUGGAGGGUCCAGGCAUGCCUGUCGCACGGAAUACACACACCGGGGAUGACAGAACCUAUUGCUUCUGUGAGGGUAUAAGCUAUGGAGAAAUGAUCGCAUGUGACGACGUGAAUUGUGAAAGAGAAUGGUUCCAUCUUGCAUGCAUUGGCCUUACGGUGCCUCCAGACGGAACGUGGUUCUGCGAAGCUUGCAGGCAGAAGAAGAAUGCCAAACGUAGCUCGAGGGCGAACAAAAAGCGUUCGGGUGGCGGCGGCGGCACGCGGUCGGGCGGGAAAGCUACUAACAACGGAUAG
Suillus subaureus is the source of this 1281-nucleotide messenger RNA. RefSeq lists its product as uncharacterized. Bases 1 to 1281 code for a protein of 426 amino acids. Gene Ontology annotation, cellular component: nucleus. NCBI's taxonomy places the organism in Eukaryota, Fungi, Basidiomycota, Agaricomycetes, Boletales, Suillaceae. The transcript has 4 exons. Gene Ontology annotation, biological process: regulation of DNA-templated transcription. The record is from RefSeq and is a predicted model, not a curated record.